AUGCUUGAUAGGGAGGACAAGGUUACGCAAGAAAAUUGCAAAGCCACCAAUGAAUGCUCUCUGAAGUCUGCUCCUGAAAUACACAAGAAUAUAGUUGUGGAUAUUCUUGUAGAAGUCGAUGAAAAAAUAUCCAAAAUCGAAAAAUUAAAAAUAGAAUUGCAAAAAAAUAACUCGUUAAGCUAUUUUUGAAAUUUUCUUGAAAAAUGCUUAAAGUCAAUUCAAGAAUUCGAAGAAAUACUUGAUUUUAUUAAAAUUUGUAGAAAAGAUACUCCAAUUGAUGAGCUACCUUUGCCACUAUGUGAAAUAAUGACAGUUCUAGAGAACGUUGAAAAAGAAAUAGAAUUACUUGAAAAAGCAAACGAAGCAUUAUUGUUUGAGAUUCAAGUCAAAAAUCUUUUUUAUAUAAAAAUUUCAGAAAAUCAAGAUGACUUUAAAUCUCAAUUUAUUAGUAAAUUAAAAGAAUUAGAAUUUUGAGGGAAAAGGCAGACAGCCAAUAGAAGUCUAUUGCUGCCUAUAGAAAAUGCAAAACUUGAUAGCUUUAACUAUGGAAUAAAGCUAACUUAUCAGUUAAUUUCUAGGAAUAUUAAAGAAAAUUUUUAUUAUCGCAAUAUAGAUUUAGAUGUGAAGUGGGAAAAUUGAGUUACUGAAAAAGAAUUAGAAAAAUUGAAUUUGCAUCAUGACUGUAAAAGUGAAAAUUCUGAGAUUUUUUGUAUAUGGAAUAGCAGUAGUGUAUACAAAAUGGACCUAAAAUCUAUGAAAAUCACCAAAAUAUUACCUCAUUCUAAAGGAGUAAAACAUUCAGCACUCAUUUAUUAUAAAGAUUAUGUUUACAUAUUCAGUGCAAACUCUUCUUCCUAUUAUUUGGAAAAAUAUGAUUUAAAAUGCGACAAAAAAUCAAUUAUGCCUACUCCUCCUGUAAAUGCCUUAUCUAAUUAUUCCUGCACUAUAUAUCAAGACUCAAUUUUAUUUUGUGCAAAAGAGUGUCGAGCAUUAUAUAAAUUUGAUCCCUUAAUAGAAGAUUAUUCGGAAAUUCCAUUAGCUAAAAUGGAUAAGCUUAGUUCCAAAAUGCUAUUUACUGGGAAUAUGAAGGCUUAUAUAGCUGAUUCUAAAAUUGGAAUUUUUGAAAGUGGGGAAAAUAAUGAGUAUGUUUGAAAUAAAAUUGGCGAAUAUAAUAGAUCUUCUUUUACUGAUAAAUAUUUGAUAUAUUUGUCCUCAUUAGAAUGUGAUUCGGUGCAGAUAUAUAGAUUUAGUCUGCUCAAGAAGGAAAUUCAUCAGAUAGUUCUUGAUUAUUUUCGUAGCUUUGACAGGCUGGAAUAUCCAAUCUGUAUUUUAUCUGAAUAA
Blepharisma stoltei is the source of this 1341-nucleotide messenger RNA. The record is from the annotation of a GenBank genome assembly. Lineage: Eukaryota; Ciliophora; Heterotrichea; Heterotrichida; Blepharismidae.